Molecule: messenger RNA, 1240 nt
Organism: Rubroshorea leprosula
Lineage: Eukaryota; Viridiplantae; Streptophyta; Magnoliopsida; Malvales; Dipterocarpaceae
Source: the annotation of a GenBank genome assembly
ACAAAUGCUGACAUGGUGAAGUUUAAACUAAACCCAUCAGAUGACAAUCAGUCCUCCAAUUUGCGAGCAUUUGAAAGCGAGAUUCGUGCUUUAGUAGGCAUACAACAUCGUAACAUUGUCAAGUUGUAUGGUUUUUGUUUUAAUGCAGAGUAUUCAUUCUUGAUCUAUGAGUUUGUAGAAAAAGGGAGCUUGACGACAGUUUUGAGCAACCCAGAAGAAGCGGCGGACUUGGAUUGGGAUAAGAGAUUUAACAUUGUUAAAGGGUUAACGAGUGCUUUAUCCUACAUGCACCAUGAUUGCCCUUCACCAAUAAUCCAUCGUGACAUUUCUAGCAACAAUGUUUUGUUAGAUUUGGAUUAUGAAGCUCAUGUCCCAAACUUUGGCACAGCUAGGGUUUUGAAGCCAGAUUCCUCUAACUGGACAUCCUUUGCAGGCACAGUUGGCUACACAGCUCCAGAUGUGCUGAAGGAUGUCAUAGACCAAUGCCUUAAACCUCAAAGGAGGAAUAAGGUGGAUGAACAAGUGGUUGCUACCACAAAGCUAGCAUUUACAUGUUUGCAUUCCAAUCCUCAAUUUCGCCCCACUAUGCAGCAAGUUUAUCAGGCCCUUACAAGUGGUCGACCAUCUCCAUUGCCAAAGCCAUAUUCAAUGAUAAGUUUGGGAGAUUUGAUUGGAGAUGGACAUGGGAUGCAGGGCUGAGUUGCUUGGAUAUUUAUCAUAAUUCUAGGUAUGUGUCACUUGUAUUUAUCUUUUCUAGUCUACCUUCUCUCUCAACAAAAACAAUUUUUAUUCUUUGUGUUCUACUCUUUGUGAUAAAUUUUUGAAUUUGUUUGCUUUGGCUUUUAUUGAUGCUAUUUUGCCGGCAUAAGGGACUAUUAUAUAACAAUAUGAUAGGCUUUGAGAUCUAAUAAAGAAUUUGAAGAAAUUAAUGUGGAUGUGUUAUCAAGCUUUCUAUCUACAUUCAACCUGAAGAUGAAUGAGACCACUUUUUUCCAAUAAAUUAAUAAUGUAGUUAAGUAGCACGCUGUGUGGAUUAUUGCACUCUUUUGUGUGUUGUAACUUCUUAAGGUUUUUUUUUUUUUGAAAAAUAAUUUACUAGUGUACGUUUGUUGCUAUUGUCAGCAUUGGAUGGUCUAUGUAUUCAUUUGCCAUAAGUUAUAUCAGUUGAUGUAAAUUUAUUUUCACUAAACUUUAUGGCUUUAGUGUUGGGGUUCAUUAUUAAUACAACUCCCCCUUGUUU